GCCUUUGAGGCUUUCAAUAAAGCUUGUGAAAUGCUUUCUUCAAUUUAGUAUUUUGUUUUGUUCAUUUUGGUUUCUUAAUUGGUCUGUUUUGUGGUAAAUGUGAUUUUAUGUUUACGUAUUUAAUUAAUAUUUCGUCAAUUAUUCAACCAUCAGUGUCGGAUUGAAGUUGAUUCGAGGAUAAUAUACAAACACUCAACAACAAGUAAGCCUACAUAUCCCUUGGACCUUAACUCAAAAUGUCCUCCUUUCAAGAAGGUUUGCGUGAUUAUGAAAACGCUCUCAAAGAUUUGGUCUUCAAUUCGAAACCAAUCAUCUCUAGUUUAACCAUGAUUGCGGAAGACUAUCUUGGUGUGAAUAAUGGACCAAAGAAGAUUGCUGAGGUUAUCUUGGAACGAAUUUUAACUGUCGAUGAUACCCAAAAACUUCCAGUUUUAUAUUUAAUAGAUUCUAUUUGUAAAAACAUAGGUAAAGAUUAUAUUGAAUCUUUCGAGCCAGAUAUUGUAUCUAUUUUCAAACAUGUAUUUGAACAUAGUGAUGAAACCACACGUGCUGCCUUGUUCAAGCUCAGGAGUACUUGGAAGCCUGUUUUUUCAAGAAGUACUUUGCAUGCUAUAGAUGCUGCAGCUCAAAGCAUUGACCCAGCUUGGCCAGUAACAAAUUCACCUUCCCAAUCCAAUGCCUCUACAUCAAAACGUCGGAAAGAAAAUGAUUCAACGUCUUCAACCAUGGUUCCAAGUAAACGUAAAGCUAGUAGCAAUAUUGCUCAUUCAAUCAACGCGUCAUCAGCACCAAUAGCUAAACGCAAGCCUGUCAUCAAACAAGUCCCAACAACAACUUCAACAGUAUCUAAGCGAAAAUUAGCAUCUUCCGAAUCAACUUCUUCCUCAUCUAAACCAGUCACAUCUCUAGGAAGCCAUGAUAGAGAUUAUCGCAAAGAAUUUGAACCAUUGAUCAAUGAAGUCGGAAAGAAAUUGAAUGAUGGAGUUCUCAGUAACAAGGAUCGAGCUGAUAUCAUCCAAUCAAUAAACCAAGUCAUGAAAGGAAGUUCAUCCGAUCUUGGUGGACUUUCUUCCCUACCAGUGAAGAAGCGAGCUCCUGGUCCAGUUUCGACUCUGCCUAAUGUUCAAGCCAAGGAUCCAGUCCAAGGCCAGGAUCAGACUCUUGGACCUGUUAAUGUUCCACUUCAGUUACCGCCAGCUCCUAUCCAAUCUACAAGUCAAAUCUCUAGCCUUCCUAUUCCAGCCCAGGCUUCAAUUCCAAAUCAACUACAAGGAGCGACUAUUUCUAGUUUCGUCUCGUCUUUAGAUUAUCAUCAGCCUCUACCCAUGAAGCCAUUGGAAACUAUUCCCCCUUUAUGUAAAGACAUUGGCCAACAAUAUGUCCAAGUGGAUGGUAAUACGGUCAAAUUAUUCUAUUUAGAUGAAAAUACCUCUAUUGUUUUGAUGAAAGGGUCUCUUCACUUGUCUUUGAAUGAAUUAGUAAAAGCAAAUCCCUAUGAUCUUGAACCUAGAAUGAUCAUGUUUGAGGGCAAGCCUACGAAAGUGUAUAUUGAUAGUGAUAAAGGGUCAAAAGAAUUUGUUUUACUUAAUUUUAACAGUCAACCACAAACAUUUUUUCACGGUGAACACGCUCAGAGAAUCAAAUUAGGCGGGCCUUGUAGAGAAAUUAUUCUCAAUGGUAAACCAUAUCAGGCUUCUUUUGGUGGACCGCCGAUAGAAGUUAAGUUUGUCGGGGAUACUCAUCAAACUCAUACUCUCAGAUUGAGUGGUCCACCACCGCGGGUUAAAAUAUCUGAAGAUCUCAGAGCUGAUUUAUGGUCUGAGUAUGUUAAAAAAAUUACUGGUCAAUCAGAUGAAAAUCCGAUACCAGCAGUACAAACAUCUUAUUCCUCCUUACCUCCAGCAACCCAAACUCCUUAUUCUCAAAAUAUUUUAGGUACACAAUCUUCUUCCGCCGUCUUACUACCUCCAUCAACAGUACAACCAGCAUCGUCUCUGGUACCAGCAUUAACAACACAGAUAAAUCCAUUAGCUCCUGGAUUGGUUACAAACUCAACUGUCGCAAUUUCAACGCCAAUACCCACAGCUUUACCUAUUCCAGUGACUGUAGCAAUGCCAUUGACUGCUCCUUGUCCAACUUUACCAUUGCCCGUUACAUUACCUCUUCAAGUUCCUGGACCAGCCGUCGUCCCAUCUUUAACUAACUCUGUUCCUGUAACGAUGACGGCUCCUACAACCGAACCUCAAGUUAAUUUAGGAGAUUUAUUCGAUAAACUGAUUUCUGUUGGUAUCAUUAAGAAGACUGAACCUCAAAUUACAGAUUCCAAUAAAUUGCUUGCAACAACAAUCACUACUACUACAGCAACGAGUACUUUACCAUCAUCAUUAACAGUUACAGCUAUUGGUGCUUCUCCUUCAGUCACAUCUAUAGUCUCAGCAACCUCAUCAACAAAUUUGGCAACAUCUGUUACAAGAAUAGGGUCACCUUCAUCUAUGAAUCGAGAGAAUGGACUUAAUCAACUUGAUGAGAUAGAAAGUGAACCUUUAGUAUUAGAGACAAAAUCUUUGAAAGCAGAUCACCCUAAAGUUAUUGCAGACUUAAUAAAUGGAACUCAGUGUCCAAAUUGUUCAUUACGCUUUGAAGUUGGUGAUUCAAACGAAAGAUCUAAAUAUUCAGUUCAUCUUGAUUGGCAUUUUAGGUUAAACCGACAAGAGCGAACAGACUCUAAAUCAAAGUCAGCCGCUGUUCGCCGUUGGUUUUGUUCUCUCGAUUUGUGGGUUUCCUUUAAAGAGAUAUCAGAUGAAACUGAUCAGACUAUGAUGGAUGCAGAUAAAGAAGAGAAAGAAUCAGCGAGUGAGAAAAAGGUCUGCACAGUUAGCGCAAACGAAGAUGAAAGUCUUAAUGAGUGUGCCGUCUGUAAAGAAAGGUUCGAAACAACAUGGAACGAAGAUGAAGAAGAGUGGCAACUAUUAAAUGCUGUGAAAGGGCAAGACGAAAAAAUUUAUCAUCCCUUAUGUUUAGAAGAUCUAUUGAAACAACGUUCGGCUGAAAAUGAAGCAUCCAAUUUGACUGCAACCAAUGGGCAAGAAGAUAAGACAGAAGUUAAGCCUGAAGGAGACGACGAAAAUGAAACAAAUCAAGAAGAUGAUAGCAAGGAAGAAAUAAAGAUGGAGGUAGAUGACGAAGUGAAACAUGUUGAUGUAGUAAAGAAAGAAAAUAUUUUGAAUAAUAUUGAUGAUGAUGAUGAUGAUAUAGAUGAUGAUUAUACUUUGUAUCCAGCUGAAACAAAAGGUCAAAUAGAAGUAUCCGUUUGUUGUAUAUCUUAGCGCGUAUUUGCUCUUAAUGAAUGCAGUCUAUGAAAAAAAAGAAAGCAUAAAACAAACCAAAACACAAAAAAAGUGAAAUAUACAAUUUAUAUUUCGAUGUUAAUUUUCUAAUGUAAGUUUAUUUUGCAUCUUCAACUUGGAAAAUAUGACAAUAAAGUGUAAAAAUGUAAAUAACAUGAA
This is a messenger RNA of Tetranychus urticae (two-spotted spider mite), 3506 nucleotides long. RefSeq lists its product as uncharacterized. Gene Ontology annotation, biological process: mRNA 3'-end processing; termination of RNA polymerase II transcription. The record is from RefSeq and is a predicted model, not a curated record. Gene Ontology annotation, molecular function: RNA polymerase II complex binding; mRNA binding. Lineage: Eukaryota; Metazoa; Arthropoda; Arachnida; Trombidiformes; Tetranychidae. Gene Ontology annotation, cellular component: mRNA cleavage factor complex; cytoplasm.